Molecule: messenger RNA, 3009 nt
Organism: Trichomycterus rosablanca
Lineage: Eukaryota; Metazoa; Chordata; Actinopteri; Siluriformes; Trichomycteridae
Product: desmoglein-2-like protein
Exons: 14
Coding region: 1-3009 (1002 amino acids)
Biological process (GO): homophilic cell-cell adhesion
Cellular component (GO): desmosome; plasma membrane
Molecular function (GO): calcium ion binding
Source: RefSeq, a predicted model, not a curated record
AUGAAAUUCACUCUAGCUCUCCGCUAUUCGAUAAUCCAGGCUGAAGCUGAUGGACGAGAGCAGCAAACAUUACAAAGGAAGAAAAGAGAGUGGUAUACCCCUCCAGAAGAUGUGCUGGAGAACAAGGAUUAUGCACAGGAGCCAGCAGACAUUGCUAAAAUUCGAUCAGAUCAUGAGAACAGGAACAUCGUUGAAUACUUAUUGACGGGACCUGGAGCAAAUGAAGAACCAGUAAAUGUCUUCACCGUAAACAGAACGACGGGAUUAGUCAAGGUCAACAAGAUCCUGGACAGAGAGGAAAUUCCCAUUUACUUCCUCAAAGGCCGAGCCAAGCUUUUUAAUGGCAUCUUUGUUGAGAAGGACAUCGAAUUAAAAAUCAAAGUUUUAGACGAGAACGACUGUCCACCCGUGUUUAACAGUUCGGUAACAGGUGACGUUGAAGAACUCAGUCCGAGAGACCACUACGUGAUUAACUUCACAGCAACUGACGAUGAUGAAGAAGGAACACUUCGUUCACAGAUUUUCUACAAGAUAAUCGAGCAGAUUCCAGCAGGAAGGAUGUUUCACAUCAACAGUAAAACAGGACAUAUUUACGUUACAAUGAACACCCUGGACAGAGAGGUACAAGACAGGUACACGCUGAUAAUCACUGGUACAGAUAUGAAUGGAACGUCCGGACCGACCACAAACACAGGAAUGGGCACCGUGUAUAUCAACAUUCUUGAUGUCAAUGACAACGUCCCUGUGCUGGAAAAGGAGUCUUAUGAAGCCGAAGUGACAGAAAACAGAGCAAACGUGGAAAUUCUCCGGAUCAAGACCACAGACGGCGAUCUUAUCCACACAGACAACUGGAAUGCUGUUUAUAAGAUCAUCUCUGGGAAUGAGGCCGGUUACUUCAAUAUUACCACGGACCCCGAAACCAAUGAGGGUAUCCUGAUGGUUGUCAAGGAAUUUGACUACGAGCAGCAGAAAACUGCCAAUCUGAAAGUGGUGGUUUCUAACAAAGCAGAAUAUCACUCGUCUGUGGUGGUCAAAGAGGCUAAAAGCUACCCCAUCAAGGUCAACGUGGUAAAUGUGCCUGAAGGUCCUCGUUUCCAACCCAGUGUCAAAGUCAUCUCCAUAUCUGAGGACAAGUCCACUAUUAACCUAAACAAGAUCGUCACCACCUACCCUGCCAUAGACAGCGAUACACUCCUAACUGCUACUGACGUCAGGUAUUUUAAAAAACAAGAUCCUGACAACUGGUUGAGCAUUGAUGAGAAUACAGCCGAGAUCAGGCUUAAUAAGUAUCCGGACCGUGAGUCCACAUUCCUGGUCAAUGGGACCUAUUACGUCGAAGUCACCUGUAGCUCCAGUGGUUCUCCAGCCAAAACUGCGACCGGCACUGUUGCAAUUCAAGUGGAGGAUCAUAACGACCACUGUCCCGUCCUGACCAGCCCAAGCCAAACUAUAUGCGAUGGCGACAAUGUGGUGUACGUGACGGCUAAAGAUUUGGAUCAUUUCCCUAAUGCAGAACCUUUUACAUUUGAAGUGCUCAGCACAAACACCAAGCAGAAGUGGAACAUUGAGCAAAUCAAUGAAACGACAGUGAUUCUGCGCAGCCCGGAUGUCCCGUGGCCUGGACCUUACACAGUGGGUCUAGUAGUGGAGGACCAGCAAGGAAAGUCCUGCGCUCAGAACCUGCAGGUUGUUGUGUGUACCUGCACCAAGGAGCGGCUGUGCAACCCCCAGAGGCUGGUCAACAAAGGCUCUGUAUUUGGAGGAAUUGGAAUAUUAGCCAUGCUGCUGGGAUUGUUGCUUCUCCUAUUGAUUCCUCUGCUGCUGCUGUUCUGUACAUGUGGAGGAGCUGCAGGAGUCGAUGCUUUCAAGGCUUUUCCCUUCGACCAUAAACAGCAGCUCAUAACCUACCACACUGAAGGCCAAGGAGAGGAUAAGUCAUUAGGAGAGCUGCGGUUUGCUGAACAUAAAGACCUUAAGGGCGGCAAAAAACGGGACAGUGCGUGGGAAUCUCGAAGAGAGGUCAUAAAAAAGUUGGAAUGGGAAACUCAAGAGUACCAGAAAAAAGAAUACCGUCGCCUUAAGAGAAUGUAUGACAUCAAAUACGUUCAUGGUGAGCACGGCAGCACUUUAAUCAGGGGACAUUCUGAAUUCUGGAAUCAAAAUGACUGGCUUGCGUUGUCUGAGGCCUUCCUAAGAAGCUACUACUCAAAGAAGGUGGCAUACAUAAAGCAGCAGCAAGCUGAAGACGACUUAUCGAUUCAGUACGAGUAUGAAGGCCGUAACUCUCCCUCAGGCUCCUUGGAGAACAUUUGUGACGACAUGCAGGAGGAGGAAAACAGACUGGCCUUCCUCGACGACCUCGGGCCUCAGUUCAAGACACUGGCCAAGCUCUGCUCCGGCUCCAGCUUUGACCAUGAAGUCAAAUCCACCUCUGAGCUUUCACAAACGGUCUCAUCCGGCUACCGAGAGGGGACCGUCUACCCGAUGUACAUGGUAGAGCCGCAGCCUCAACCCACUCUGCUCCUGGUGACCGAACCAAUACUGGGCCCCCAGGAGAGCAACGUGAUCAUUGACACCAACAUGGCAGUCUCAGACCAGAACACCCUUCAUAGGCUGGGCCUACUGCAUGGACAGACCAACUUACAGGUGGUGCAGGGCGGCUCAGCCUCAUUGCAGGACAUCUCCGGUGUCUCUCAGGCUCAGGGUGGCAUCUCCAGCAGCGUUCGGAUUGUCAGGAGCGACCGAGUGCAGAACGUCGAGCCGGUUCAGGUCGUUCACAGCUCCUCACACUCCAGCAUCAGCAAGGGUCAGAGCAUGCAGACCGGUGAGCAACUCGGAGGCUUCGUCUUCGCUACAUUAGGGGACGCAUCAGGGAUAUCUGCCACCCUCACCCUGAUGCAGCACGAUGUGCCACAGAUUACUGUGCCAACUGAUGGCACUCACCAAAUGGUGCGAGAGGAGAUAAUUUCUGUGGUUAAGAAAAGCUUCCAGUCCACUUCUGCGACCUAA